Molecule: messenger RNA, 2136 nt
Organism: Aplysia californica (California sea hare)
Lineage: Eukaryota; Metazoa; Mollusca; Gastropoda; Aplysiida; Aplysiidae
Product: cytochrome P450 2C15-like
Exons: 3
Coding region: 89-1633 (514 amino acids)
Biological process (GO): xenobiotic metabolic process
Cellular component (GO): intracellular membrane-bounded organelle; cytoplasm
Molecular function (GO): heme binding; oxidoreductase activity, acting on paired donors, with incorporation or reduction of molecular oxygen, reduced flavin or flavoprotein as one donor, and incorporation of one atom of oxygen; iron ion binding
Source: RefSeq, a predicted model, not a curated record
AACGGCAUCUACUAGCUGAAGUUUGUUCAAUUUCUGUGUUCUCCAAAGGUCAAGGUCAAGGACGCUACAUUCGAACAUUUCUGACGCCAUGGACAGCACAAGUGUUUUCUUGACGUUGGUCAUCCUCCUGGUCUCAGUCUACGUCACGUGGGUUUACCUGUCUAACAGAGGUCUCCCGCCCUCGCCCGCUGUCUCACUGCCUGUUGUAGGCCACUUGCUGGCCAUGAACCCCAAGGAUCCUCGAAGUCAGAUGCAAAAAUGGCGAGAGAAACUGGGUGAUAUUUUCAGUUCCAUUGAAAAGAAGCAAUGGCAAAUUAUAUUUCGCAAUCCUUUCAGCUUGCGCCUGGGUCCCACAGUGGUCAUAGUACUCAAUGGCUAUGACGUAAUCAAGGAGGCGUUUGUAAAGAGAGGAGACGAUUUCUCAGACCGCCCAUUCUCUUACUUCGAUUGGGCAGGUGACUGCCACGGACUGGGCAUUAUAAUGUCAUCAGGCCCAAACUGGAAACAACAGAGAUCCGUGUCGUUAAGUAUUCUCCGAGACAUGGGCAUGGGCAGGAACGUUCUGGCUGGGACGAUACAGGAGGAGGUGGCGCAGUACCUCACACGUCUCAGCGAGUUGGACGAGACACAAGACGUCCGCCUUCUGACAAACAUCAGCGUCGCCAACGUGAUUUGUUCUGUGUUAGUGGGGCAGCGGUUUGACUACGAUGACCCGACGUUUAAAAGAGUUAUAGAGCUGAUCAACUACAACUUAUCAGCUGCAGCUGGUGUUGGGCCUACUCUCCUCAGUAUGUACCCCAUUUUACACUACCUCCCUGGUGAUAUUUUCAACACUGAUAUCAUCUUGAAGAACAUAAAAGAGAUUGGUGAGUUGUUCGUUCAUUACUUCAAAGAUCUUAAAGGUCGUAAAGAAUACAGCGAAACAAAUAUGGAUAGCUUUAUUGCUAACUACGUGUUUGAGAAAAACAAACAGGAUAAAAGUGGACAGGCGACCUAUCUUGAUGAGAAAAACUUGGCGAAGGUCAUAGAAGAUCUUUUAGUGGCAGGAGUUGAGACAACUAGCACUACCAUCAACUGGUUUCUCCUCUAUAUUCAGCACUACCCUCAAGUACAAAAGAAAAUCUUCGUUGAGAUCAACACUGAGAUAGGUACAGAGAGGACUCCAACCAUGCAAGACAGAAGCAAACUAAAAUAUCUGAACGCUGCAAUUAUGGAGACCCAGAGGAUUGGAAAUAUCACCCCUAUGGGUCUACCCCAUAUGUGCUCACGAGAUACUUCUUUCAGAGGAUUCAGAAUACCGAAAGGAGCAAAUAUUAUAGGGAAUAUGACGUCAAUCUUUUUCGACAAAACCAUUUGGGGGGAGGAUGUUGACACUUUCCGGCCAGAACGUUUUAUUGACGAGAUGGGUAACCUAAGACAUUUGGAAGAAUUUAUCCCAUUUUCGUUGGGCAGGAGAGCGUGUCUUGGGGAAGCCCUGGCGAAGAUGGAACUGUUUCUGUACCUCUCCUCAAUGUGUCAGCGGUUCCAAUGUUUGGCCCCAAACCCAGAUGCCCCUCCAAAGAUAACUGACGUCAUGGGAGUUACGAGAAAACCUGGACCUUUCCAAGUCAAAGUUGUUGAUAGACGUUUGUGAAUCUAGCCUUCAAGUUGGGACUUAGAGAGUAGUUCUGCAAACAAAGAUACAAAAUGAAGAAAUAUGAUCUAUCUAUCUAUCUAUCUAUCUAUCUAUCUAUCUAUCUAUCUAUCUAUCUAUCUAUCUAUCUAUCUAUCUAUCUAUCUAUCUAUAUGAGGUAUUUGUAGUCUAGGCUACUGUAACUCAUGUAUUUUAGUGAUCAUGUGUAUGCAGUUUUACUAUAGGUCCAACAUAGAGAAACGUUUUAUAUUAGUGGAUCACGAUUUUUAAAAAAUGUUUGGAUGCUGGCCUGCAAAAGAGCCAGUUUGUGGGGUUUCGUUGGCUUGGUAAAUUAAUAAAUGAGCCAGAAUUCUAUAAUGUUUUAAAAAAAUAUUUUUUCCUUCAAUGCAGGUAGCCGAAAGUGAACAAAAUAUAGAUGGGGUAACUGGCACGCGUCCUGGACAGGACAUUGCAGAGACUCAACAAGACGACAGUUUGUGAACUAAUACAGAAUUAUUGAAUGU